AUGGGUGUGUUUCUCUAGAAAGAAAGAAAGAAAGAAAGAAGUAGGUCGUGCAGAUAGUAGUGUGUGGCCAGAAGAGGGACAAAUGAAGAAAAGGAAGAGUUGAGCAAUAAUUGCCACGUUCUGAUAGAGCUAAAGGGGAAGACUGCAUAUUUUGUGUGAGUUGAAGGUAGAAUGAAACAGGAAAAACCCCGAAAUAAAUGCAUCAGCAGCUCUUUCAGAGUAUCAGCAUUAGACAGCACUUAAGGGAGAGCAAGUAGCAGUGAGGGAGUGGAGACUACAAACAGGACAGAGGAGAGGCUGCUUUUGGUUUUAAGCUUGUUACUGAUCUUACUGAAGGCUUUCUGUGUCAGCAACAUGGGAAAAUCAGCCUCGAAGCAGUUUGCCGAGGAGGUGCUGCGGUGCCAUAACGAGUACAGGAUGAAGCAUCAGGCUCCUCCACUAAAGUUGAGCAGCAAGUUGAGCAAAGAGGCUGCCCGUUAUGCUGAAAGUUUGGCCAGCACACGAAUCCUAAAACACAGCGUGGAGUCCAGUAGAGGGAGCUGUGGUGAAAACCUGGCUUGGGCCUCGUAUGACCAGACAGGUAAGGAUGUGGCAGACCGUUGGUAUGAUGAAGUGAAACAGUACAACUUCAACCGUCCCGGUUUCUCCUCUGGCACCGGCCAUUUCACAGCAAUGGUUUGGAAGAGCAGCAAAGAGCUGGGUGUCGGUAAGGCCAUUGCAUCAGAUGGUUCUUCCUUUGUGGUGGCCAGAUACAGCCCAGCAGGGAACAUCACCAACCAGGGACACUUUGAGAAUAAUGUCCUCCCAGCUAAAACCAGCUCCUAAAGAGGUAUUGAUCUCUUGACUUGACCCAGGCCAGAAUACAUUUACUCAGUUUUCCAGGAGAGAGGUUGUCUGCCUGAACAGCUGUGGAGAACACUGAGGUGACAGCCACUUCUCGCCUGGCUACAGAGCUGUACUACAAUUUUGGAUGGAUUUUUGAUGACACAACGCACUCAGGCUUUAAGUCCUAUGUUUAUGUUUCGUAGGGAUCUGUGUGUUCAUAAUGAAAGAUUUACUGCUGUUUGAUGUUUGCUAACAAUACAUUUCCACUGACCAUGGGGAUUGUAUAAUUUUUUUUAAUAGUUUUUAUUACCUGUCUCAUUAUUUCCCCCAUUAUUGCCAUUUUAAUAUGAUCACAGCAUACAGUACUGUCCUUCACAUCUGUUUUUGUGUAUGAGUGGGAGUUAAUUCAGUCAUACUCACAGGCGAUACUCAUUAAUAUGUGGUCAUUGAUGAUGAUUCACCCGGCUUAGUAUGCAGGCUUUUAACUAAGCACCCAGUAAGUGUCAAAUCGAGGUAGAUUUUCCAUUUGUUGGGCAAAUGUCAGAAAGCUAUCAUCCACACUGGCAAGUAGAUAUUUGUACCAAAAUGUGAUGCAAUAAAACACUGUGCUGAAAUCUGUACUGCAUUUUAGUGACACGUAUACACAGAAUUAGUAUACACAUUAUUUUCCCAUGUUUUUCGUUUUUUUAGUUGUAUUUAAGCUUUAAUUGAUUAACCAUUGAUCAUCAUCCUGUUUUUUCCUCUACUUGUCAAAACAGACCCAGAAAUUCCACAUCUAUGCUUUGUAUUCUAACCACUUUUGUACAAUAAAGUUGAUUAUCAGAAAUUAA
Archocentrus centrarchus (flier cichlid) is the source of this 1655-nucleotide messenger RNA. It is a transcript of the gene glipr2l, whose product is annotated as GLI pathogenesis-related 2, like. The coding region runs from base 355 to 825 and encodes 156 amino acids. The transcript is spliced from 5 exons. The record is from RefSeq and is a predicted model, not a curated record. NCBI's taxonomy places the organism in Eukaryota, Metazoa, Chordata, Actinopteri, Cichliformes, Cichlidae. Gene Ontology annotation, cellular component: extracellular region.